AUGUCUAUCCUUUUCUACCGUCGUCCCGACUACGUUUCCAAGUCCAACGGCCCGCUUGACCGGAAGGAAUGUCAGCGCUAUGUCGAGCGGACUGCCAACGGCAAGAGAGGCAUCCCCGAUGAGCUCUCUUUUGAGAACAUCAUCGCCAACAAGGCCCUGCCGCCAUGCCAGCUUCGCGACUUCAUGGACUACCUGGUCUAUGUGACCCACGAUGCCGAGAAUCUUCAGUUCUACCUCUGGCUUCAGGACUACACCGAGCGCUUCAACGCUCUCAAGGCAGACCGCAAGACGCUAUCUCCGGAAUGGAAUGAAGAAGAGCCACCAGUCGAGGAGAAGGUUACUCAACGCGCCUCCAUGAGCACUGUCAUGGGAAAUAGGAAGAGACGUCCUCCGCCGCUCAUGCCCAAGAUCGACUUUGACAAGCCCGCUGAAGCCGCCGCUCUUGGACUGAACGAGAUGGUCGUUACUCCAGUUACUCCCAGGAGCGACUGCAUGCCUUCUCCAGGCCUCAGCAGGCAGGACACUUUGUCUCCUACUCAGGCCACCUUUGGCGAUAGGCACAGCGUUCCCACCGUCUCCCUCACAGGCCAGGCAUCUCAAUAUGGCGAGCCCGUCCUCUCCGAGGAGUCAGUCCGUGAAAUCGCUGACGAAGCCAACGCUUCUGCCGGUCUCAAGUGGCAGGGCUUCUCUGUCCAGCCCCUUCGUCAGGAGGUCGACCGUGUCAUCGCGCACUAUAUCGCGCCGGGCGCUCCGCGUGAGCUCAACCUUUCGGCCCGUGACCGGUCUGCUGUGCUGCACGCACUGCAGCACACGACGCACCCGUCGGCUUUCAAGAUUGUGGCUGAAAUGGUCGAGGCGACACUGCGCGGUCAGGCGCACCCCAACUUCGUGCGCUGGAGCAUCUGCAACGGCAACAAGCCCCGUGUCUUCUUCGUCCGCACUAUGGGUGUCUCGCACAUUGCGGGCGGCCUGAUCAUUGGCCUGCUUCUCCUUCUGUCCAGUGUCCCGCGCUGGUGGCGCCUGUUCAUGUUCCCCGUCCUGUUCAUGGGCACGACGACCAUGAUCGCGGCCUACAAGGGUCUCUGUGUCAUCCUCCACAAAGAACACAAGCGUUGUCUCAAGCCUUGGGAGGAAGAAGACAGCGUCAGCAUGAAUAGCGAAGUCAGCAACACCUCCUCGAACGCUACCGCGACCAACGAGAAGCCCCCUAGCACCCUCGCUCCCGCUCAAGACCCCUCGCGCUUGAAGAGGAUUUCCACCAACAGCCUCGCCCCAUCUCAGGACGCCGCGCGCCUAAAGAGGAUUUCGACCAACAGUCUCGCCCCAUCUCAAGACCCCUCGCUUAUGAAGAAGACUUCGACCAGCACCUUUGACUACGACGAGGAAGCCACGCUGAACGGCAACGACAGGUCGCCGAACAUGAUGAGGCGCGCCUGGAGCAUGGACACAUUCGGCAGCAGCAACUCGUUCGACAGCGAGGCGUGGGUCUCCAACUACGAGAAGAAGCCCCUCAAGGAGAAGAUUUGGGACAAGGAAACCUGGGUCCAGGAGGCGAGCGUGCGCAUCAUCCAGGAUAAGAUUGUCAAGGGUGCGCAGAUUUGGAGCAUGAUCAUCACUACGACGACAACGGCCGUCUUCCUCGCCCUUCCCGGAGCGUGUCUGUACUAG
Messenger RNA from Lasiodiplodia theobromae, 1668 nucleotides. Its product is annotated as G protein signaling regulator protein. The record is from RefSeq and is a predicted model, not a curated record. The coding region runs from base 1 to 1668 and encodes 555 amino acids. Lineage: Eukaryota; Fungi; Ascomycota; Dothideomycetes; Botryosphaeriales; Botryosphaeriaceae. The transcript has 3 exons.